AUGUCCACCGACCACCACCGCAAAAUCGAACUCCAAUCGCCCGCGGACUUCACCUACCUCUACGCCAACACCGUCGCGCUCUCACGAGCAAAACUCGACCUCCACCUGCCCCCGUCCGCGAACCCCAACGAUGGACCGGAUCCAAUGCGCGAGCGAGUGCGAGAAUUAGUCGAUGAGUACAUAAACCGCACCUUCAACUCCGCCUCCCCCUCCAUAAGCAUCAACGGUCUCGACUCCACAUCCCCGGAAUGGCCCUUCCCCGCGGCCUUCACAGCCCCCACAGAACAAGUGGAAUACGAAGCGUACGACGGAAAACUAGCAUCGCGGGUAACGUCUCUGUAUGCGCAAUUGGAGUCGUUGACGACGACGGUGGCGCAAUUGAGACGGGAUGCGCCGGGCCGGGCGGCGAAGGCGUAUGCGGAGCAGUUGAGGAGGGCGUUGAGGGAGGAUGAACAGGAAACAGAAGAGGAGGAGGAGGAGGAGGAGGAGGAGAUGAAGGAGGAGGAAGAUGAAGAAGGGCAGCAGCAACAGGGUGGGGACCAGGAUACGGAGAUGACUGAUGCUGGGAGCACAACGGCAAGUACACAAAGGAAAGGGCCGAUGACGAGAUCGCGGGCGAAAUUGGAGGUUUCGCUGGGGACGGAGAAUGAGGCGGAGAGGUGGCGGAGUGGGGAGAUGGCGGAGGUGUAUGAGGAUGCGUUGCGGACGUUGUUGCGGCUUCAAGGUGAGGGGGUAUCUGGGGCGGAGGUGGAUUCGAGUGGUGAUGGGGCGGAUGGGAAUGCUCUUUCUUCGACGCUGGGGAAGGCCGAGAGGGCUGGGCGGGCUGUCGAGGUGGUGGAGAAGAAGAAGGAUAAGAAGAAAUGA
Molecule: messenger RNA, 864 nt
Organism: Aspergillus niger
Lineage: Eukaryota; Fungi; Ascomycota; Eurotiomycetes; Eurotiales; Aspergillaceae
Exons: 2
Coding region: 1-864 (287 amino acids)
Biological process (GO): mitotic sister chromatid segregation
Cellular component (GO): MIS12/MIND type complex; kinetochore
Source: RefSeq, a predicted model, not a curated record